AUGUUCUGUGGAGCGACGAAACAAAACGAACUUUUCGGCCCUGUGGAUCACCGGUAUGUCUGGAAGAGGAAAAAUGAAGCAUACGCUGAAAAGAACAAUCUGCCUACAGUUAAGCAUGGUGGUGGCUUGGUGAUGCACUGGGGCUGUUUUGCAUCCUCUGGAAACCUGCAGCUUGUGGAAGGCAAGAUGGAUUCAUUGAAGUAUCAAGAAAUCCUGGGAGAAAACGUCAUGCCGUCUGUGAGGAAGCUGAAGCUUGGGCAUCACUGGACCUUCCAACAGGACAAUGAUCCCAAGCAUACAUCAGAUUCCACCAAGGCAGUUGUUGCACGCAAACCCAAGAAUAUCACUGAUGUAGAGGCCAUUGCUCAUGAGGAAUGGGCUAAGAUUCCUCAGGAACGCUGCCAGAAGCUGGUGUCUGGCUAUGCAUCUGGUUUGCUGCAGGGCAAUGUUGACUCAAAUGUGAUCCUGCCAGGCCCUUCAGAUAGGAAACUUCAUGAGCGUACCUUUGUACUCCAUGAUGAUCCCACACCCUUUUUCAUCCACACCAAAUCCGGAGCAGUGUGCUUCAGAGAGGGGACGGAUGUGGCCGCCUCCGCAUCUCACCGCAGGUUACUGCAACAUCACAGAGAAAUCAACCCCAAAGACAAAGCAAUCAAUGCAGACAAGAUGGUGGUUCAGUGUCCCUGCCGGCAGGGUUGGCACGGUCCUCACUGUGGCAUCCCUACCAGUGUGUAUCAUUCCAAUCUCCCAUCCAAGUCAAAAGUAACACCCAGAAAAGUUCCACGUCGGGUCAUCAAUGCCAUCAACAUCAACCACGAGUUUGACCUACUACACGCUCGAUUCCACGAACUUGGGGAUGUUGUGGAUGUGUUUUUGGUCUGUGAAUCCAAUUUCACCGCGUACGGUGACUCAAGACCUCUUGUCUUCCGCAAACAGAUCCUAAAUGGAAUGUUUGACUACAUAAAGCACAAAAUCCUGUACGUCUUCCUGGACCAUUUUCCUGAUGGCGGCCAUUCGGAUGGCUGGAUCGUGGAUGAUUACCUACGCACUUAUUUGACCAAAAACGGAAUGUCGAGGCUUGAGGGCCUCAAAGAGGAUGAUGUUUUCAUCAUCGAUGAUGCAGAUGAAAUUCCUGCUCGAGAUGGAAUCCUUUUCCUCAAACUCUACGAUGGCUGGACGGAACCGGUCGGGAUCCACAUGCGCAAAUCCCUAUACGGAUUCUACUGGAGGCAGUUUGGAACGCUAAACGUUUUAUCUGCUUGCACGGCAGCUAUGCUCUUUAAGGUUUACAAUGGUGAUGGGAUUUUUCUUCGACGGCGGUCGUAUUAUUCCAUGUCGGGAUUCCGGGAAUACGAGAACUCCACAGGACGCAUUCUGGUACCAUGGGCCAUCGGAAGCCCCAUUCACUACGCUGGAUGGCACUGUUCUUGGUGUUUUAAACCAGAAGGAAUUUAUUACAAACUCAUAUCAGCCCAAAAUGGAGACUUCCCACGUUGGGGUGAUUACAGCGAGAAACGGAAGAUAAGUUAUAUUAAAGAGUUAAUACAGACAGGGGGUUGGUUUGAUGGGUCUAUACCAGACUAUCCACCUUCAGACCCCAAAGAGCAUAUGUUUGCUCCCAAAUACCUGCUGGACAACAAUAAAAAAUAUCGCUACCUGCUGGAGAACCCAUACGCAAAAGAGAAACAUUAAGAGAAACGGGUCUGUUUCAAAUGGGCAGCUUAAAGGUGCACUAAGAUAUUUUUGCCAAACAAUGUUGAUAUUU
Sinocyclocheilus anshuiensis is the source of this 1765-nucleotide messenger RNA. Its product is annotated as beta-1,4-mannosyl-glycoprotein 4-beta-N-acetylglucosaminyltransferase-like. Gene Ontology annotation, molecular function: nucleic acid binding; beta-1,4-mannosylglycoprotein 4-beta-N-acetylglucosaminyltransferase activity. The record is from RefSeq and is a predicted model, not a curated record. NCBI's taxonomy places the organism in Eukaryota, Metazoa, Chordata, Actinopteri, Cypriniformes, Cyprinidae. The transcript has 3 exons. Gene Ontology annotation, cellular component: membrane. Gene Ontology annotation, biological process: N-acetylglucosamine metabolic process. Bases 1 to 1692 code for a protein of 563 amino acids.